CCUCUCCAUGGUGUCGCCGCUCCCAUCGGCUUCCGCUUCCACGCUGCCCCUUCUCUUCCGGCCGCCGCCGACAAGAUGGUGAACGUCCCCAAAACCCGCCGGACCUACUGCAAGAAAUGCGGCAAGCACCAGCCGCACAAAGUCACGCAGUACAAGAAGGGCAAGGACUCCCUCUACGCCCAGGGAAAAAGACGCUACGAUAGGAAGCAGAGUGGCUAUGGGGGCCAGACGAAGCCUAUCUUCCGUAAGAAGGCUAAGACCACAAAGAAGAUUGUGCUGAGGCUGGAGUGUGUGGAGCCUAACUGCAGGUCUAAGAGGAUGCUGGCCAUUAAGAGGUGCAAGCACUUUGAACUGGGUGGAGACAAGAAGAGAAAGGGCCAGGUGAUCCAGUUCUGAGGUCCCUCCUCUGUGUUGUUAUGAGCUGUAUUAAAGUAUCUGGAAGUGAUCCCUUUCUUAGUUUUCUGUGUCUUGCC
Molecule: messenger RNA, 473 nt
Organism: Dryobates pubescens (Downy woodpecker)
Lineage: Eukaryota; Metazoa; Chordata; Aves; Piciformes; Picidae
Gene: RPL36A
Product: ribosomal protein L36a
Exons: 5
Coding region: 76-396 (106 amino acids)
Biological process (GO): translation
Cellular component (GO): ribosome; cytosolic large ribosomal subunit
Molecular function (GO): structural constituent of ribosome
Source: RefSeq, a predicted model, not a curated record